Messenger RNA from Cuscuta epithymum, 1367 nucleotides. NCBI's taxonomy places the organism in Eukaryota, Viridiplantae, Streptophyta, Magnoliopsida, Solanales, Convolvulaceae. The record is from the annotation of a GenBank genome assembly.
AAUUCCUCGAACCAUCCACAGUGUAUCUUCCAUUUUAAAGGUUCACCAGAACACGUGUCGCGCACCGUUCCAAUUAGGGCUUUUGCUGCAGACGCUUGUGUAUAUAUACACCCACUUCUUCACCUUUCCCAUAACCUUCUCUUCUUCCCGAGAUCGUCUCUGUGAUACCCCUCGCCCUCUUCGCAGCCAUGGCCAAAGGUCCUGGUCUUUACUCUGAUAUCGGCAAGAAGGCCCGUGAUCUUCUGAACCGGGAUUUCCAGACGGACCAAAAGUUCACCAUCACUACCUACUCUCCUACGGGUGUUGCCAUUACUUCAUCUGGGUCAAAGAAAGGAGAUCUAUUUUUGGGUGAUGUCACCACCCAGUUGAAGAACAAGAACAUUACCACUGAUAUCAAAGUGGACACCAACUCCAAUCUUUUUACAACCAUCACUGUUGAUGAAGCUGCUCCUGGAUUGAAAAGCAUUGUGAACUUCAGACUCCCUGAUCAAAGAUCUGGUAAGGUUGAACUUCAAUAUUUACAUGACCUUGCUGGCAUAAGCACUAGUGUUGGUUUAACAGCAAGCCCAGUUAUAAACCUUUCUGCUGUCUUGGGAACUAAUGCUCUUGCUCUUGGAACCGAUGUUUCCUUUGACACCAAGUCUGGAACUUUCACCAAAUACAAUGUUGCCUUCAGUUUGACCAACUCAGACCUCAUUUCUGCAUUGACCUUGAAUGACAAAGGUGACACCGUGAAAUGGUCUUACUUCCACCAGGUGAACCCAUUGAGCAACACGUGUGUUGGUGCCGAGGUGGCCUACAGCUUCUCUACCAAUGAGAACAGCAUCACUGUGGGAGCCCAGCAUCAGCUGGAUCCUUUGACCACAGUCAAAGCACGAGUGAACAACACUGGGAUAGCGAAUACUCUGAUUCAGCAUGAGUGGCGUCCCAAGUCGCUUAUUACCCUGUCUGGUGAGGUGGAUGUCAAGAACAUUGAUAAGAGUGCUAAGUUUGGUCUUGCUCUGGCUCUAAAGCCAUAAAUUGAGCUGUUUAGACACAUGGUAGGUGGAGGGAGCGUUUUUAGUUUUUUGGCUAUGUUGAAGAGGUGUUUUUUUGGAUUGUAAAAAUAAUUCUAGGUUGUCCGAUGACUUUCAACCAUUCCAUUUCAUGGUACUACCUUCCUAAGCACCAUUCAAGCCCAAGAAGGUGUUGAAUUUUUAUUGCUCAAUAAUUUUGCACAUGAGUUCUUCCUCUACUUUGGGUUACAUCUUUAUUAAUCGUUUACAACUUUACACACAGAUAGUUGCUUACACGUUCAUGAAAAAGAACUCUUGCAUUUCUUUGAUGUAGUAUGUAUACUGUAUACGUAGUAGUAUUUACAAUUCAAA